This is a messenger RNA of Plasmodium reichenowi, 1577 nucleotides long. RefSeq names its product nucleoside diphosphate kinase, putative. The transcript has a single exon. The annotation marks the transcript as partial. NCBI's taxonomy places the organism in Eukaryota, Apicomplexa, Aconoidasida, Haemosporida, Plasmodiidae. The record is from RefSeq and is a predicted model, not a curated record.
UGAAGGUAAAUAUAGAAAUGACGGAGAUGAAAAAAUGGAAGAAGAGAUAAAUGAAGAAGAAGAGAUAAAUAAAGAAGAAGUAAUAAAUGAAGAAGUGUUAAAUGAAGAAGUAAUAAAUAAAGAAGAAGUAAUAAAUGAAGAAGUGUUAAAUGAAGAAGUGUUAAAUGAAGAAGUAAUAAAUGAAGACGUGCUAAAUGAAGAAGUGAUAAAUGAAGAAGUGCUAAAUGAAGAAGUGCUAAAUGAAGAAGUGCUAAAUGAAGAAGUGCUAAAUGAAGAAGUUCUAAAUGAAGAAGUGAUAAAUGAAGAAGUGAUAAAUAAAAAAGAAGAGGAACACAUAAUUAAUAAUAAAGAAAAGUAUCUUUAUUUUUUAAAAUAUUUUUAUUGUAUAGAUAAAGAUAACAAUUAUAUUAUGCCCUUUUUGAAUAAAGGAAAAAUAUUGGUAUAUAGAAAAUCAAAUUUCCAGGAGUGCAUAAGAAUGUUCGAAAACGAAGUAUUUCUUUUUUAUGGAAUAAAGAAAAAAUCUUUAAAGAAUAUAAUUACAUAUUUGAAAGAGUUUUAUAAUUUUUAUGUUAUAGAUCAUAUGAAAUGGUUAAGAGAAAAACGAGAAAAGAAAUUAAAAAAUAAUGAAUGUAUUGAAAAUAAAGAUGAAUAUUUUAUGUCUAUAUCGUUUUUUUCUUAUGUUAUUGAAAAAUGGAAAAUAUUGAUAAAUAAGGAUUAUAAUAAAAAAUUCAUCUUGUGUAAUUAUCCAUAUAAGGUAGAGCACAUUGAAAUGUUGGAAAAGAUGUUGAAUGUAAGAUUGUUUAUAUUUUAUUUUAAGAAUAAGAAGGAUGAAAAUAUGAGUUAUAUUAAGGAAGGUGAUAAGAUAUUAGAAGCCAUUGGUGAAAUUAAAUAUAAUAAUCAAAUUAAUGAUGAUAAUAAUCAAAUUAAUUAUAAUGAUAUAAGGAGGAAAAGAGAAAGAAAUAAAUACAUAAGAGGAGAAAAAAUUUCCUAUAUAUUAAUAAACAAUUUGAUUAAUAAAGUUAAAAAGAAAAAUACAACAUAUACAAAAUAUGAUGAGAUAAUAAAUAAGAGACAUGUGUUUACAUUUGAUGGUCCAUGUAAAGGUACUCGUGAAUAUGUAGACGAAAUAGAGAAUUUUUUCAGUACUAUAAUAAAUGUAGCUAAAAAAAAGGUUAUCCUAAUUUGUAAUAUGACAAAUAAGGAUAUAAAUUUUAUAGGAUUUUAUUUACAAUAUGAAUAUGCUAAUAUGGUUUUUUAUGAUUUAAAUAUUGAUGACGAUAUAGAUGAUAAUAUGUCUAAGUUUUUAAAGAAGGAUAUUAAAAAUAUAAUUGAAGAAGAUGUAAUUUAUAAUGAUAGUAUAUUUUAUAAAAAUAAAGACAUGAAGACAAAUAUAUUAAUAAAUAAAAUGAAAAAAUUUAUAUCAACUGUAAACGCAAGUUAUUAUGUUUUUUCUAACUUUCCUACUAAUUUAAAUUUUGAGGACUAUGAAAAGAUACAUUUAUUUUUUGAAAUAAAAUUGGCUAUAUUAAUGGUUGAGGAUGAUUCUUAUAUGAACAAGGUAGAUCUUAACAAAUUAA